AGGUCCGAGGGCGCAUCGUCCUGCUGUGCGACUGGGCCGGGGGCCAGCUCGGGAUCCCGUGGGCCGGGAAGGGCAUGCGCAUCCAGGACCAGUACUGGCAGAGGACGGGCACCGGCAAGUGGCAGAUCGCUCGCCAGCACCUCGUUGCGGCCGUGCCCCGCGACGACGCGCUGCACGUGCACUUCACCAGCGCCACCGCGCUCCCGCGGAAGGUUCCCAUGACCAUCGCCAGCAGCGUGAACCCAAAGCUGUCGAGCUACCUGCGGGCAGCACCUGGAGCCGCGCGAUUCCUCGGCAUCAUAGUCAUGGACUUCCCGUCCCCGGCCCUGUGCGGGCUGGUGCUCCGACGGAACGGUCAGGGCCUGGACCCCUGCCGUGCCGUGCGGCAAGACGCCGUCGACAGGGCUGUGGCUGUCGAGUACAUCGACAAUCUCCAGUGCGAGUUGAUGUGCGCAUCCGCGCGGGCCGACCAUGCCGUCGAGAACGCGAGGGAGGACACCCAGAGCCACGUACACCGCCUGGCGUAUGUUUACUGCAGGCUUGUGGUCGAGCACGCUGUGGCCGAUGCCAGCAUGAGCGCCACGGACGAUAUGCGGGCUCCCGCCCAUCCUGCAGGUGUCUGGGCGCGGUGGGUCAGGGUUCCAGAAGCC
Messenger RNA from Prorocentrum cordatum, 650 nucleotides. The record is from the annotation of a GenBank genome assembly. Lineage: Eukaryota; Dinophyceae; Prorocentrales; Prorocentraceae.